AUGGCCAAGCUGGCUUUAGUAGCCCGCUUUCCGGAAUUCGCCGACAUUAUUGCCAUGUGCUACGUCGAUAAUUGUUUUAUCGGAUGCAGUAGUGUAGCUGAAGGCAAUCUCAAAGCCCAUAUGGCGAAGGAGAUCUUCUCAACCAUUGAUAUGAAUUUGCGCGAGUAUUACUGCAACAAUAUGGAAAUUCUCAGGGAUUUUUCCGAGCGUUCCUUGUCCGAUAAUCACCUUCAAAAAAUCCUGGGCCUCCCCUGGAAUGCUCUGCUGGACGUGAUUACGUGGACCAUUCAAUAUAAGACGCUCCCCACUAAAAAGAUUACUAAGCGAGUAGCCGCCCGCAUUCUCAGUAGCCUCUUCGAUCCCACCGGGAUCCUUAUUCCCGCUAUCCUCCCGGGUCGGCUUUUCCUGCAAAAGUUAUGGGAUUACCCUUACCAGUGGAAUGAUGAACUCCUUCCGGAUCAUCAAGUAGAACUCGCUGAGAUCAUCGCUGCCCUUCAGGGCGAGCAGCUCUCCCUACCCCGCGCCAUCGUCCACCGUAGUCCGGGCGAAACAAUUACCUUAGUCCUUUUUAGUGAUGCUUCCAGCCGCGCAUACGCGACGGUUGCCUAUUUACGAGUAGAAAACGAAUUCGGCGUCUCUGUUCACCAAAUCAAGGCCAAUUUCAAAUUGGUGCCCCUCCGCGGGAAGGAGCGCUUCACUAUUCCAAAAGUAGAACUUCUUGGUCUUUAUCUCUCGGGGAAAUUGGCUCUUUUUCUUUUUGACAAACUUGAGUUGACUUUUGAUUCAGUGCACUUCUUCGGAGAUAACACGGCCACCCUGGCUUGGCUCUCCAAACCUCCCCGCGAAGGUGUCUUCGUUCGGAACCGCCUCCAGUUCCUGACCGAGACAUUCUCUUUCUUUGCCAGUAAAGGCCUUCCUUGCCACGUCCACUAUGUGGAAUCCAAGGUCAACCCCGCGGAUCGUGCCACCCGGGGUCUUUCUGGGGCCGAACUCGCCGCUGACCACGUUUGGCUGCGCGGUCCGGAUCAACUACUUACGCCUCCCGUCAGUUGGCCAGUCUUUCAGCCUCGUGUAGUAGAUUCUCCUGACCUCUCCGAAGCGAUCCAUCCAGUAGUUCUUUCCGAGGAUUCCUUCCCUCUCGAGCCUAUUGCAGUGGAACUCGAAGUUGAGCCCCAGCCAGCCAAACCGCUGGACGGCCUCUCGAGAGCCCUUCUGCCUCGCUUCGGAUCACCGCUUCCGCGGUGCUCCCGUUUUGGGAUGCCCCGCAACUCCUGCCAGCCGUCCCGAUCGAACGCUUCUCCAAGUUCAGGUCUCUUCUUCAAACAG
Mesorhabditis spiculigera is the source of this 1326-nucleotide messenger RNA. The record is from the annotation of a GenBank genome assembly. NCBI's taxonomy places the organism in Eukaryota, Metazoa, Nematoda, Chromadorea, Rhabditida, Rhabditidae.